AUGCACAUCAAAGACCGCACCUUCAUCGUCUCCGGUGGCGCGAGCGGUCUGGGCCUGGCCACAGUUGAAGAUCUCCACGCCCACGGCGGCUACAUUGCCAUCAUCGACAUCAAUGCAGAGACCGGCAGCAAGACUGUCGAACGGCUGGGUGAGCGCGUCAAAUUCUACGAAGCCGACUCUCGCGAUACGACCGCCCUGGAAGCCGCAGUCAACCACAUCUCCACCUGGACCAAACAGACGAAUGCUCCCAUCGGCGGCGUCAUCCCCGCUGCAGGCGUAGGCUUUCCUGCGAAGCUGGUAGGGAAGAACAAUGAGCCUGUCGAUAUGUCGGCGCUCGACUUCGUGCUGAACAUCAACCUCCGCGGCGUGCUGGACCUCCUGCGGCUAUGUCUGCCGCACAUGACCAUCAACUCACCCACGCAACCAGAUGGCGAGCGUGGCGUCUUGGUCUUGGUCUCGAGCAGUGCGGCCUUUGAUGGGCAGCCAGGUCAGGUUGCGUACGCUGCUUCGAAAGGGGCGAUUCGGAGUAUGACGCUUGUGCUGGCUCGAGAUCUCGCGCAGAAUGGGAUCAGGUGUAAUGCUAUUGCGCCGAGUUACUUUGAAAGCGCCAUGACUGCACAAAUGAGCGACAAGGUCAGGAAGAGUCUAGAAAAGGUUUUCGAGUUUCCAAAGCGGCCAGGACAGGCUCAUGAGUUUGCUAGCACAGUGAGGUUCUGCGUCGAGAAUGCAAUGAUGAAUGGCAUGCCACCCAAAUGGGUCGGAAUCUCAGACAGCGUCACGAUAUCACCAGACUCCGGCACCCGCUUCAUCGAUCAAAAUGCUAGCCGCUGGCCCGACGCACCCAUGGAUCCAGCUAUUCGUGCAGUCCUGGCGCUCGAGCCCGAUUUCAGUCUCGAAUGGCUCGACAUCGUCACAGAUCGCAGCAUCUUGGCCGCCAUUCUCGAGCUCUGUAUCCUUCAAAGUGAAGGUCGCGAGCAUCAAGCGAGGGAUCUCGAAUUCGGAAUCCAAUUCGUGGGCUCGAAGACGCUGGUCUUCGUUCGCACCGACGUCACCAAAGGCAAGAACAAGGCUGGAUACCGCGAAGAAUUCGAGAAAGUGUCCAUGCAACCGCAUGAGGGUUUUGAGGAUUGCCAGGGCCACCACCGGGUCGUACAACUCGAUGUCGGGUCUCUGAGAGUCCUGAUGCGCCACGGAGCAGAUGCGUAUGUCGAAGAGCGCGACUUGGAUCUGGAGAGGGCACUCGGGAAGCUGGAGCCUCGCAACAAUUCUUCGCGAAAGCAAGUCGACAACAUGACCAUCACGCGCGGCGGAGCACUACUUCCGCUAUCGGUGACACUUGAGCUCACCACAGCAAAAAAGCCCCACGGUGGCAGGUACAAUGCGCGCCUCGAUGCGAAGUUACGUGAGACGUACCUGUCCGGAGCGUCGUACUUUGUCUCUGCUGAGCACUUCCCCUCCACCACGACCGGACAAGAAGAGAGCAAGGAGGCUGUGUUCGACAAGCGCAACCUCUGGCAGUGCAACGAGACUGCCGCUGGCAGCGGAAAAGGCAGUUUCGCGGAGGUGAGGAAGGAUGCACUGAAACUUUUCUGCGAUGCGGUGAAAGACAUCCGCGAUCGUGUGCUCGACUUGGAGGAGUCUGGGGAGGGACGCCAGUACAUGGUGAGGUACACAGAGAUGGGAUUUCGCAUCUCUUCUUCUGAUGCGAAGGAUGUGCGAGGCCUCUCCAGCGAGCUGUGCGAAGAGUGGUGA
Molecule: messenger RNA, 1752 nt
Organism: Saxophila tyrrhenica
Lineage: Eukaryota; Fungi; Ascomycota; Dothideomycetes; Mycosphaerellales; Extremaceae
Exons: 2
Coding region: 1-1752 (583 amino acids)
Molecular function (GO): oxidoreductase activity
Source: RefSeq, a predicted model, not a curated record